AUGGCGAAGACGUGGACGCCGUUCGAGCGCGCGCGCGUCAUGCGCGCGGGACGCGCGAAACACGUCGCGGGGAGCGAGGCGUACGGAAGGGGGGAUUACGGCGAAGCGAUUGCGUGCUUCACGCGCGCGCUGGAGAUCGACGCGCGGAAUCAGUUUGCGCUGUGUAAUCGAGCGCUGGCGCGGUUGCGACGGGGUGAGGACGGCGACGCGGCGCGAGCGCUGGAAGACGCGAGGGCGUGCGUGAGGAACGCGCCGACGUGGCAUAAGGCGUGGUUUCGGUUGGGGCAAGCGCGCGCGGCGAGCGGGGCGGAGGUGGAGGCGCUGAGCGCGUACGCCGAGGCGAUUCGAUGCGACGAGUGCGGACAAGAUCGGGAUGAGUGCGAAGCCGUGAUGAAGAAAUUGCGCGCGCGCGUGGAACUGGACGAGCGGAAGGCUGCGGAAGCGGCUGAGGCUGAGGCGCGGCGCGCGGUCGAGGUCGCGGAGGAAGACGACGAGAUUGAACGCCGCCGCGCGAGACGCGAGGCGAAAUUGGAAGCGAAACGCGCGAGACACAAAGUCGCGGAAGAAAGGCUGAGCAAACAACUGGGAUAUCCCGAAGGUAUGAACGCGGUGGAUGUGAACGCGUACGCGGAUGAGUCUGAUGAUAGCGACGAUAGCGCGCUGGAGACGUAUGACGCGUGCGGGCGGGCGAUGUUCAUCGAGCGGAAAAUUACAGACUUUGUCAGCAUCGCGAGGCGCCUUCGAACGAGCGUGGGCGCGACGAAAACGAUGGACAUGAUGUGCGAGUUGCGUCGGUACGGAUGCUGCCAGAUUUCGCUCGGGGCCGCGGUCGGGGCGACGGCGAAAUUUAAAGUCGCCGCCGACGCGGCGGAUCGAUGCGCGCUGCCGUACGUCGUCAUCCCGGCGUGGCGGGAAGCGUCGACGCCGUGGCCGAUGUCGCUCGCGCAGUCGCACCAAGACGUUCAGGAUGUGAUGUGGCUCAUGGAAACAGUCGCUCGCGUGACCACGGGAGCGAUAUAUGAAGACGCAGGAAAAUCUGAAGCCGAGCUCGACCGCGCGCUCGAUUCGCCUCUCAGCGCGGGCGUUCUCGAAAGCGCGCCGUCCAUCGACGAAGUUUCUCUUUCGGCGCUCGUCUUCGCGAAUGACGAAUCAUUUCUUCGCGCUUACGCUGAGAAGAACUCGGCGCUCGUGCGCUUGGAUUGGCUCGAGGCGUACGAAGAGGAAGACGCCGAGGCGGAUGGAGAUUCGACGCUCGUGGAGCUCUUCGUGGGCGCCGAGUUGACGCGCCGACUCGAUGACGAAUUUAUCACCGUGGACGAGCUCGACCCACGCGAUCGCGACGGGCACGGACCCGAUGGCACGAGUUUCGCGUGUCCUAGGGCAAAGCGUCCCGCCGAUCGCACGCGCGUUUCAUUUUUUCUUUGCCCGAAGAAUUCGAAUAGCCAUUUUUAG
Messenger RNA from Ostreococcus lucimarinus CCE9901, 1452 nucleotides. RefSeq lists its product with no specific name. Gene Ontology annotation, biological process: post-translational protein targeting to endoplasmic reticulum membrane. Lineage: Eukaryota; Viridiplantae; Chlorophyta; Mamiellophyceae; Mamiellales; Bathycoccaceae. Gene Ontology annotation, cellular component: TRC complex; membrane. The record is from RefSeq and is a predicted model, not a curated record. Gene Ontology annotation, molecular function: protein binding; molecular adaptor activity. The transcript has a single exon. The coding region runs from base 1 to 1452 and encodes 483 amino acids.